This is a messenger RNA of Episyrphus balteatus (marmalade hoverfly), 2193 nucleotides long. RefSeq names its product carcinine transporter. The record is from RefSeq and is a predicted model, not a curated record. Gene Ontology annotation, biological process: transmembrane transport. Gene Ontology annotation, molecular function: transmembrane transporter activity. Bases 254 to 2002 code for a protein of 582 amino acids. NCBI's taxonomy places the organism in Eukaryota, Metazoa, Arthropoda, Insecta, Diptera, Syrphidae. The transcript is spliced from 11 exons. Gene Ontology annotation, cellular component: membrane.
GAAUUCUUAAUGAGUCAUUUGUUAAGUUUUAUGAAUUAGAGUAUAGAUUUAUCAAUCUGAACUUAACGAAGGCUUUUUGUGGAGUAGUAUUGUCUUAUCUAAAACGUGUCUGGUAGAAAACUCAAAGGCAAUUCGAUUCGAGUUUAUUUGCCACCAGCUGCUCAUAGACUGACGUGUUGCAAGAAGUGCAAAUCUCAAAACGUGAACGGAUAGUGCGGUGAUCGAGUGCGCCAUUUCAAACGACAGCUUUAAAAUGAAAGAUGAAAAAAGAAAAAGUUCCGGUUGCAAUGUCACUACCACCGGAAAUGAGGAUCCAUUUUGUAAGAUUAUGGAUAAAGCCGGUUCCAGUGGACACUUUCAACGAAUGUACAAUGGUAUAUUCAUUUUGGGAUUAUCCUGUUUCGGUGCAAUGAUUUAUAUGAAUAUUAUUUUGGCUUUAAAUGUGCCAGAACAUUGGUGUAAUGUGCCAGGACGAGAGAAAACAAAUUUAACUUUAAAUGAGUGGAGGGAUCUGACAUUACCAAGAGAAAUGGAUAAUAGAAAAGUGGAGACUUUUAGCAAAUGUAAAAUGUAUGACAGAAAUUUUACAGAUAUUAAUGUGACUGAUAUUAGCAGCGAUUUUGAUGCAUCGGGAUUUGGAGUUAAAGAAUGUCCUUAUGGCUACAGUUACGAUAAGACAUGGUACGAGCGGACAAUUCCGACACAAGAGAAUUGGGUCUGUGACAAGGAUCUGUACGUUACCAAUACGUUUGUGGUUAGCCGAGUGACCGAAGUGAUUGGUUCAUUUGUCCUUGGCCAAAUGGGUGACACAUUCGGUCGCCGAGUCGUCUACUACAUCAGCGUUAUACUGGCUACAAUUGGACGUUCAUUUUCUAUAUUUUCUACCUCAUCAUUCACAAUGUUCCUGAUUACGUCUAGCCUGGUAGCACUUACUGUCAAUAGUCUCUUCCAGUCACCUCUCAUUGUCGGAAUGGAAAUCUCAGGCGAAGACGAUAGAACCAACAUUGCAAUGUAUCAGAGCUUUGGAUGGUCCAUUGGGACCACAUUGAUGCCGUUGCUCUUCUGGUGGCUGCGAGACUGGGUUCCCUUCAUGUGGCUAACAACUUUACCAACUGCAUUGGUGCUCGUUUUUUACAAAUAUGUCAUCGAAUCACCGAGAUGGUUGAUUAGUAAGAGACGCUACGCCGAAGCUUUGGUGCAGUUCAAAACAAUAGCCCACUUCAAUGGCAGGACCUUCACAAUUACCGAAAAGGAGUUAGCUGAGCUGUAUGGCAAUUUAGAUGAGGAGAAGGUGUUUGGUGUGGCGUCCUUGUUCAGUGGCUGGCGGAUAGCAAAAAACACAAUGAUCAUGGGCUUCAGUUGGUGUGUGGUAGCUGUAUCGUACUUUACUCUGGUACUUUUUAGCUCACGUAUGGGUGGAAAUCCUUUUUUGAAUUUCUUACUACAAAGUGUUGUUGAAAUUCCAGCUUAUAUUGUUGGAAAAUAUUUGGGUGACAAAUAUGGCCGCCGUUUAACCAACAGCAUGUCCUUUUUAAUAUGUUUUGUUUCGUGUAUUCCAGUUGUUAUGUUUGCUCAAAAGCCUCAAUAUGAACACAUUACAACAAUAAUUGCCGCCUUCAUCAAAUUCCUAAAUGCAGUAACAUUUUUCUUAGUUAGUCUGCAAGCUAUGGAAAUCUAUCCGACUUGUUUGCGUCAAACGGGAAUAGCAUUGGGUACAAUUUUGUGUAACGCCAUUGGUAUAUUAGCACCAUAUUUGGUACAUUUGGGUACAAAAUAUGACAUCCGGUAUCCAUAUUUUAUAUUGGGUGCGAUAUUUUUAAUUGGAGGAUGUAGCGGAUUGUUCCUUCCUGAAACGUUACACAAUAAACUUCCGGAUUCACUUGAAGAAGCCAAGUCUUUUGGAAAGAAUCAGAAAUUCUUUAGCCUUCCUAAACCUCAUCAACCUAAUUCUGAAGAAUUAUCUGCGACAGAAAAACUCAAUCAACCGAAAUUUGUCCCAUAAACACCUCAUUACCAAAUCAACGAAAUUAGGACGAAUUUAUGUUUUGAAAUUUUUUGUCAUCCUUUAUUUUUAUUAGAAAUUUAAAUUUGUUAAAGAAUAAUUAAGGAGAUAUGAGUGUGUGAUACAUUUAAAUGUUGAAGUGCUGUGUGUUUUUAGAAAAUAAGUUUUAGUCUUAGUUUGCAUCAUUAUUA